Paramecium tetraurelia is the source of this 852-nucleotide messenger RNA. RefSeq lists its product as uncharacterized. The transcript has a single exon. NCBI's taxonomy places the organism in Eukaryota, Ciliophora, Oligohymenophorea, Peniculida, Parameciidae. The record is from RefSeq and is a predicted model, not a curated record.
AUGAUCAAUUUGAUUGGAUUUACCUUGUUGGUUGUUGGAUGUUAAACUUCAACCAUAAAACUUUCCUCUUUUUAUGAAUGCUCGUGUUAAAAUUUGUUAACAGACAAAGAUUGCAUUCUUGAAUUUUGCAAUUGGAACAAUAAUACAUCAUUAUGUCAAAACAAAUCUUGUGGAGAAUUUAAUAAAGGAGAUUGCCAAGGUGUUCCAGAUCCAUUUUAAUGUACUUGGAAUUACUAACUUGAUAAAUGUGAAACAUUUACAAAAUGCUCUGAUUAUAGUUUUUCAAUUACUCAAGCUAAUAGAUGCUAUGAAUUGAUAAAGUGUUAAGCUGAUGUUGGUACAAUUGAUAUUAUGGCUGGAACAAUAAAAUGCAUGGCUAAAAGCAAUGAGUCUGCAAAGAGUAUCACAAAUUGUGAUAAAAUUCCUUAUGACCAUUGUGAAUGGCUUGCAACUGAUGAUGAAAAACAAUGUGUUAGAAAUAAGGAAACUUAAUCUUGUGAAACAAGAACAAUAACUUAAUGUUCUGAUUAUAAAAAAAUAGAUGAGUGUGAUCCUAGUGCUUGCUAUUGGAAUGAAACAUGUAAGCCUUUGGAGUGCUCUAUAUUGCCAGAAUAAUCAUGCUAAUUCUAUUUUUCGAUUGAUUCAAAAGAUGUUACAUUAUGCACUUGGAACUAAAACUAAUGUGUUGAUUUAGAGCCAGAGAGCUUAGAUCAAGGUUAAUGUUUGUCAUACACUCUUUAUUCAUAUGCUUGGGAUCCAAGUAGUGAAUAAUGUGAAAUUUGUAGUAAAAACUCAAUAUAAAAAAGACUUUUUUUCUUUGGAUUCAUUUUGUUGGCUUUAAGUCUUAAUUGA